UGCGUUUGAAAAGGAACUUAGAGUGAUGUUUUGAAAAUUUUCCAAAACACUGUCGAUCGGAAGAUGAUCGUCGCUGCUUGGUUUUCGAGAGAAGAGAAUAUAAAUAUGUGAACUUAAACCUUUCUACUAUCAGGAGGCUUAAUGAUGGAGGAAAUAGACCCUUGUCAUCUGGGAGUGAUGGGAAAAAAGGCCAUGGAGCUCCACAAAUAUCCUGACGCGAUACGACUGUUUUCAAUGGGCUUGGUUCAGGCUGAGUCUCUUAAUCUGCCUCCACAGUUUGCUUCUCAGUUCCUUAUGGAUCGAGCAGAGUGCCAUUGGCAGUUAGGGGAGGUCAACUUGGCACUGCAACAGAUGGACAAAGCAUUGCGGCAUGGAUUACCAAGAAAUGCCAAUUUCGCAGAGGAAGAAUCAGCAAGGUGGUCAGCCCAUGGCUUUGCUCACUUGGAGACGUAUGAAUAUACCAUAGCCGAAAGUUGCGCCAGGUUUGCCCUUCAUUUCCAAACUUUGCCCAGAACUAGAGCUCAUGCGUAUCUGUGUCAGGCGAUUGCACGAUAUGAAAUGGGUAAAAUCACUGGGGAAACAACGGAAACAAAGGAAAUCAAGAGACUGGAUCCAAAUCUUGCAAAGCUUCAUGCUCUGGAAAUGAAGGAAAAUGCCAUUAGAAACAUGAAGAGUCAUAAUUACCCGAGGGCAAUUAGGGAUUUCAACUUUGCUUUGCUGCUUCAUCCUGACGAUGGUUCCAAGAGGGAAUUCAAACGUUCGGUGAAAAGUCAUCAAGCAGAUGCAUAUUUUAAACUGAAACAAUAUCAAAAAGCAAUUGAAGUUGGAGAGGAAAGUUACAAGUCAUACCCUGACUUUAGGUCUUCGAAGGAAGCUGAAAGGUGGAAGAAACGUGGAAACGACCUCUGGAAGGAUUCAAAUCUAGUGGAUCAAGCAAUCACCUGUUAUUCUCUUGCGUUAAAGUUUACACCAGCAAUAGAAAAUGUCCUCAAGGCAACUCUUUUUUCCAAUCGUUCACUCAUGUACAACCAGCAAGGGAAAGCUGCCUUGGCAUUGAGGGAUGCACUAAGUUGCAUGGAGAACAACCCUAGAUGGCCUAAGGCACACUUUCGUCUGGGGUCUUGUUUAUUUGCGCAGAAAAAGUACGAGGAUGCGAUGGAAAAAUUUUCAGGAUCACUGAGGUUGUUGCUUCAUGAGGAAUCACCGUCAGAGCACCAAGCAGUAGAUACUCUAUAUCAACUGCUGUCUGUAGCAUUAAAACUACCAGAUGGCACGUCAAGCAUCCAGUAUGACAUUCCAAAGGCUUAAAUUCAAACAGUAAUUAACAAAGCUGUAAAUGACAAAGAUUGGGUUA
Messenger RNA from Stylophora pistillata, 1354 nucleotides. RefSeq names its product TPR and ankyrin repeat-containing protein 1. The record is from RefSeq and is a predicted model, not a curated record. Gene Ontology annotation, molecular function: ATP binding; protein binding. Lineage: Eukaryota; Metazoa; Cnidaria; Anthozoa; Scleractinia; Pocilloporidae.